CCGGGAGCAGACGUGUCCUGUCUGGAAGGUAUUAUCGCAUCGGUAUUUAUCGUGCACAUUUGAGAGUGACAGUAUUAUGUGUUAAGUGGACUUUGUCUUCGGCAACAUGAAAGGCAGACACCAGUUCCGUAGGCGCUUCAGCUUGCAACCCUCUUUUCUGAAAGAGGAAUCCGAAGAUGAAACUCGACCGCACAGAACCGAAAGGGUCGAGCACCCUGUCACAUCAAGCAGUGGCAACCUCGCCAACAAUGCAGUGAGGCACAAAAUAGUCGUACUAGGAGCAGCAAAAGUCGGCAAGUCCUCGCUCAUAUCGCAAUUCUUAUACGGAACCUUCUCUACGAAAUACAAGAGAACCAUCGAAGAGAUGCACCACGGAGACUUUAAUGUGGCCGGCGUUAGGUUAACACUCGAUAUACUGGAUACUUCGGGUGCAUAUGAGUUUCCAGCGAUGAGAGCGCUUUCGAUGCAGUCAGCGGAUGCCUUCAUACUAGUCUACGACAUCACAGAUGCGGACAGCUUCGCUGAAGUUCGAGCGCUGAGAGAUCAAAUUCACGAGACGAAAGAGAGCACGGCUGUACCCAUAGUGGUUGUUGGCAAUAAAGUGGAUUUGGCAGAGUCUGGAGAGAGGCAGGUUGAAUUCCACACAACAGAGUCAGUAGUGACAGUCGACUGGGAGAACGGAUUCGUGGAAGCAUCAGCGAAAGACAACAUGAACGUGUCGCAAAUAUUCAAAGAGUUAUUAGUGCAGGCGAAGGUUAAGUAUAACCUGUCGCCAGCGCUCAGGAGGAGACGCCGCCAGUCCCUGCCCACAGGUCCGCAAGGCCCCCCAGGCUCAAGUCCGAGUCCCUCAGCAUCAAAUGCCCCCCACGUACCAUCUCCUGCCCAACUUGCACAUCUCCAACAAAUUAGGGAACGACACGCCAACAGCAAACGCAAUUCUUGUGUCAUUUCCUAAAUCGUCCAUCCAAAUGGGUUAACCAGAUUCAUUCACACACACAGUUGCGUUUAAGCUUACGCCUUACUAAAAUCAAUGUUUUUCUAAAGUCGAUAUUAUGUGUUUUGAUUUCCAAGGAUAACUAUUCUGAAAAAAAUAUAUCGAGCUCAAUAGAUAGAAAUCAAGCUCUAGUAAUAAAUUGUCCAUGUCUAAAUUUUUGUCCAUUGAACUUAACGUUUUAAAACACCCCAUGAGCACACAAUCGUAGCUGCAGCAUCAACGUAUUUCUAUCAAUGUAAUGUCACCAAAACUAAACAAGCAUGCAAUAUUUCCAAAUCCUAAGUUUAGAGGAAGUGGUACAAAAAUUUUAACCAUACUUAUUAUGGUUAAAAAGAUUCCUACCAGACAUAUUAUUAACAGAUGAAGUUAAGUAACAAUACAAUAUUUUUGUUAAGGUAUUCCAGAUCAUGGAUCCGACUCAUCAGCUUCACUAGUUUUAGAUAGAUUCUGACGAUCAUCUUUGUGAUUAUACUCGUAGCAUUUCAUUCAGAAGUGUUCAAACCUUGUGUAACAAUUUUCAACACUUAAUUUUUAAUCUUACAUGAACAAGAAUGCAAAUAAACUAUAUCGGAAGCAAGGAUUCAUUUUGCGCAACUCCCGGGAGUUUCAAAGCUAUUAAACUGCUGUAUUAUUUGCUAUUAUACCGCUAUCCACGUGUAUUAGAAACUGUCUGCGACUGACAUCCCUACAAGAAAAAGUACAAUCCAGCUUUGAUAUAACUUUGAUAAUAUAUAUACUUUACCUUCGUUUUUAUUAAUAUAAUUUUUUUAAUUUUAAUUAUUAUAAAAUAUAUCUAUUACGUUCCUAGUUUUCAUUUUAUGUCAGCUUCUCUGGUGCAAUAAGGAAUGCUUUAAUUAUACACAAGUUUUUGAUUCGUAGCUCGGGCUAAUUUAGGAUAAUACAUUUUCUAAAUUGGUUCAGUUCAGGCGUGGUGAUAGAAAUUAAAAAAAAAUUUAAUACGCUUAUAUUUGCUUCACUUGUAACUAACUAUGUAUGUCAAUGUCAGAAAAUCAUGGAAUCUUAAUUUGACCCACUUCCCGGUCUUCGAUCGACUAGGAUGAAAUUUUGCACACGCUCUCAGUUCUAAUGACUAGCUAAGAAACGUCAUUACAAAUCCAAUAUGGCGGCCUCCCCAAGAUGGCGGACUGGCUAUGGACAUCAAAUGAAAUGGUUUGCUGAUACGAAAAAAAUAGUCACGUGACUUAAAUCCAAUAUGGCGGACGUCCAAGAUGGCAGACAGGCUAUUUGAAAUGCACCCCUAUGAUAUGGGUAUCAAGCGUGUUUUUUUGUUUUUUAAACUAUUCAUUUAUUAAUUUUCGAAGCAUUUGCGAUUGUAAAAAGAACAUUGGCGAGCCACAUGGCUAGAGGUCCAGUGAAGACGUUCCGCCAAUGUAUUACGCAAUAUCACAUACCUACACAUUUAGCUAAGACCUCAUUUAAAAACUAACCAAGGCGCGGCGAAGUUAAAAUUAUGUUUCAAGUUCUUCAAGAGAUACACAAACGCCGUUUCUUUACACGCUAUGUCAGUCAUUCCAAAAGCAAUCAACGCGUUUGGCUUGUUUCGUGUAACACGAUUCUUUGGCUACAAAUAAAUAUAGCUGAAUUAGUUCAUUUGGAAACUAUCAUCAAGUAUUUUUGAAGUAGAUACCAGUUUAAUUAGAUUUCAUUUAAUUUAUUUAUUUUUUUACAAAUCCCGCGGGAUUUUCAGCCAAAUUCGUUCACUAGCUUUUGCGUAUCCAUCCAUAGAUACAAUCAUACACACUUUCGCGUUUAUAAUCUAUGUCAGAAGUAAAACUAAAAAGCGAAAAAUAACAUCAUAAUAUGUUCUACAUGCUGAUCAGUAUGAAGUCGGUGCUAAGCCGGUGAUGUAUUAAUUCAAGCCAUGUGUGCAUAUCUUAUAGAUUUAGAUUUUGCAGACAGUGUUGUUUCAUGUAGUCCUGUCAGAAAUGGCUUAAAUUAAGACAACACCGGCUAAGCACCGACUUCAUACUGAUCAGCAUGUAGAACAUAUUAUGAUGUUAUUUUUCGCUUUUUAGUUUAGUGGGUACGUUUUUAGGUUUUGAAGUCGGUUGUAUUUUUUUUAUUAAAAUUUUUAUUAUUUUUCAAUUUUUAGUGUAAAAUUUCAUCUCAAACGAAUACAUCAGACCCCUAAUGACAGUCACAACCCAUCUUGGUACAAAAUUCUCAGCAAUACAAAUUAAUCAAGCCCAAGCACAAGGUAGCUACCGUAAACCGUCAAGGGGUUCCCUUCAUUGACCUUGGUCUUCAUCAUCAGACCCCUAAUAACAGACACAACUCAUCUAGGUAGAAAGUUCUCAGCAAUACGAAUUAAUCAAGGCCAAACACAAGGCAGUUACUGGUAACUGUUAAGGAGUUCCAAUAAUUGUCCUUGGUCUUCAUCACCAAACCCCUAAAUGACAGUCACAACCUAUCUAUGUGGAAAGUUCUCAUUAAGACAAAUUAAUCAAGCCCAAACACAAGGUAACUGCUGUAAAUCGCCAAGGAGUUCCCUCGUCUGUUUUAUGACUCCAUCAUCAGAUCGAUUUUAAACCUUCAUAAUUUUGUAUUUCUUAAAGGCACUAAAUGGAAAAGUUUACGAACACACUAGACACCCAUAUAAUUUUCGAAAGUUCCCCUCAAUUUCUCCAGGAUUCCAUCAUCAGAUCUUGUCAUGAUGGCAAUGGGACCAAAUGGGGACUAUACCGUUUCAAACAAAAAAAGAAUUUUUGAAAUCGGUCCAGGCGUCUUUGAGUAAUCGGUGGACAUACAUAAAAAAAAAAAAAAAAAUACCGGCCGAAUUGAGAACCUCCUCCUUUUUGAAGUCGGUUAAAAAUUCUUUUCAACUAAUGCUUUUACGUAAUUGAAAAAACAAAAAGACUUUAAAGUCGCAUAAAGUUUAGGUCAAAGUUAAACGCAACUGUGUAUUAUUGCCGUCAUUUUAAGUGUAGUGCAGCUGUGUUUGGUGUAAACAAAAUGUCUUCCUUUUCGAUCAUUUCACCCUUUUAUAUUAACCCUUUUAUACUGAUUCAUCAAUUAAACUUAAAUAGGGUACUUGACUAUGUUAUUUGAAUUUUAGAUAGACGAAUAUCUUAGCAAUCCAUAGAUUCACCGUGGUAGAGAGAAAAACUCUGAGCAGAGUCCUGGACUUGAAGAAGACUUGAAGAAUCCAAAACUCUGCCCGAAAUUUUUUUUUAGUUACGAGUAAUAACGCCAAAAAUACGUAAUAUUUCCGUGUUAUAUUAAAACAAAUAUAUAUUAACAAUUAGUAUAUUUGAAAUCAAUGUGUAAGUAACUCAUAUAACAGCUUAUAACUUCUUGUUGUCCCUUAAUUUUGGCGGUCUAGAUAUGUCAUUUGCACACACGAGUUUAUGCGUUGACAAUGAUCCCUUCAAACCUACCUACUACAAUAAAAACAUUGCGACUUUUUAAUGCCGCUACGCCUUGUACGCUAUCUUGCGUAGCGCCACUAUAACGCAAUACAUGCGCUACUGUGUUGCGGUAUCUACGCUAUGGUGCGUUACGCAGCAUUAACUCAAUGCAUGCGUUACUUUUUCACAUCAUAUUUGCUGCGUUAACGCGCGAUGCCUACGCUAGUGCGAAACGCUGUUAAUUUAAAUGUCCAUUAUCAUCAUGUCACUUACAAUAUAUUGUAAUAUAUGCACUAUAUCACCAUAACAAUAUAUUUAACUGAGUGUGGUGAAAACGACGUAAUAAUCGUCGUCCAUUCUAAAGUGAAAAUGUUCGUAAUUUUGAAAAUACACCAACUAUAUUUUCGAAUUUUUUUUUAACUAACAGAACUCCGAUUCCGUCUGCAUGGAAUACCCCAGUUAUUUCAUUUUUUUAUAUUUGUUACUGUGUCUUUAUGUCACAAAAGGAAACUCGAUACUUACUGUCCAAAUUUCAACUUGCUUCAGUACUUUCGGCUAAGCGUUUUAUGUACAAGAAUAAUAAACAUAAUGAAUACAGAGUGAAGUACCUUAUUUAGGGAUAUUUAUAUAGAAAACAUUUAUAUACGAGUACAUACAUAAUAAAAUAUAAUGCCAUAUUGUACGAGUAUAAUUAUUAUCAAUAUUAUUAACAACAAUAUAAAGUGUUAUAUAAUGUGGUAACAAUAAUAUGUUAUUUUAUUACUUUGAUUAUUAAACUUCCAUUGAUGAUGGCUACUCUUUCGAAUAUUGUAUCCUGUGGGUAGAUUACGUAGCUUUGAUAAUAAAUCAUCAUCAUUGCAAUUAGAUGUUACGUAAUCUAGGAGCUGUAUUUGUAAAAUUUUCUAUCAUUAUACAAAUCUUUUUAAUACUUAUAAUAAUUAUAUAACGCCAACGCAAUGAGCAAUUAAUUAAGGUUAGAUAACUUAUUAAUAUAAUAUCUUCAGAGUGAAAAUGUUUAAAACAGGUGAUAAAACGUAGGAUGAGAUGUAUUGUGACUGGUUCGUUGUAAGAUAUCCGCUCGUGUGAAUUAACUUGACACCUAGCUCGAAAGAUGUUUGUACUGUGUUCGGUUGUGUUUGGUAGCUAGGUGUCGAGUUAAUGCGCACGAAUUAUAUGUAGUAUCUUUUCUUGUGUGUUAAUUAUAAGUGUUAGAAUAAUCUAAAACUAUUCUUUUUACGUAUUUAUCUGACGUACCUACGUAAGAAUUUAAACUGAUCAUACUAUUGUGCUGCUCGAAAAUUAAACAACUUGUUAUCAAAUAAUUGUAAUUCAACUUAUUGGUGUGACUUCAAACUCAAAUUCGGAUUUAAAAACAAACGUUUGCGUCUCGGGACGAAGUGAUAACAUAAACCUGCUGUCGUUUGCGUGAGAGAAAGGUCAGCCAGGUAGAAUGACACCGUAACGCGUUACGUCAGGAAGCUUCGCUUUGAUUUAUGUGCACUUCUUCCCUAUCGCAACUCUACACUAAUCUACCCUACCCUACCCCUACCCUUAAACUACCCUACCCCUCUCUCUUUUAUACCUUCCCUAUACCUCCACGAACAUUUCAAGACCAAGAUGAGAUAAAUCCGUUCAGCCGUUCUCGAGUUUUAGCGAGAUUAACGAACAGCAAUUCAUUGUUAUAUACUGGGUAUAAGGGACCCUUACACCCAGUAUACAGAUUACUAUUUCAUAUUUUAUUGUAUUACAAUCGAUUUUUUUAUAACAUAUCUUUGCUAACAUCAAAAAUUGGUCAAACCUACUGACUACAUAAGUACACAGAAGUAUCCAACGAAUGAUUCUUUAAUGUAAUAUUUAGUUAUAAACAAAAUAUAAUAUAAAACAAAUUAUGAGUUAUUUCAAUGAAAUUUGCGCAGUACAAAGGAUCUCGUAAAUGAAAAUGCGUCUUACUAAAUCCUUUGUUUUACAAUAUCUUAAGCUUUCUUUGUUCAUGUUAACUUUAUGAAUUGCUUAUUAAAAGUCAAGAACAUGGGAUAUCCACACGGUCUAACGAUCACUACGAUGUUUUUGAUCAUGUUAUUUAUAAAAACAUUUGCUCAGUUUUGUAAUACAUCAAUCUGAAACGUGGAAAAUUACAAUAUGUUGUGUUUCAAAUUUUUUCGUUUGAAUGAAUUCCGUAAAUGGAAAUAUAUUUUCAAGACUAAAACGCGGAUCGAAGCAUAAAAUUAUUCAUGGAAAAUGGAACCCGUUUAAGAGGCUGAAUUAAAUUAUUCAUUAAAACUUUAGGGGAGCUUUUGCUUAGAGAAUUUCAAUACAAUACCAUGAAAUGAACGUUAAGUUUAAUUAUUGCUUGAACAUUUUGUCACACAAUACCUUUAUCCUCAGACCAAUUAUUGUAUAGGACCUGCCUCACUAGACGUAACUUUUCUGUCAAAGUAUAUGAUCAACGAUCUAAUGCUAUUGUAAAAACUGUCUCUAUAGAAUCGAUGUUAAAUAGAUGUAAUCGUGUUCGUCAGUUAAAGAGCUCCGUAAAAAUACCUUUUUGUGUAGUUGUAUUGUGUAAAAAACUGACAAAAACUACUCGUUUAGUAUAAGAUUUAUACCAAAUCUAAGCUUGUUUUCCUCAGAAAAUGACAGACAAUUUUGUUCGUAACUAUGAGUGCGAUACAGGUCCUUCUAUAAUUGGUCUGAGCCUUUAUCGGAUGAAAUCAGAGCAGAAAUAUGGCUUCCAGGCAUUUAAUAAUUUCACUUUCCAGUGAACUUUGGUAUUUUAAUUUAUUUCUUUGUUUACUUGCAAACUAAGGAGAGGCGAUAAGUAUUUCAAACUUUAUUUUUAAUUCAAAUGGCAACUUUAUAUUCAUUACAUUAUGUCAAAAAUUAUGCUAAUUGAUUUUAAAUACGAAAUAUUUUUACGCUUUACUCUUAAAAAGUAACACGUAAAAUUUAAAAGGUAAAGCCACAUAACCCCUCCGGCAGAUGGAGAAAAAUAUUUUUCCAAUUACCCAACUCUCUUGUUUGUUAAUUUACAACGAAAUUCCUUCGAAAUUAAUAUUUUCCCGACAGCUUUAAAAAUAAUUAUUUUUAAGGCUGUUUGGUAAACAAACGAAGCUUAAGUAAAGGUGGAAAUAAUGAGUUUUCACUGCCAUUUUUAUUUCAUUGUUCGUUUUCAAUACCUCGUGUAUUUAGAAAUAUACAAUGUAUUAUACACUGAAAUACACUAUACUACACGGGUAGUGUAGUUUUAUUUUUCUUAUAACACUAAAUGACUUAUAAGUCACUACGUUCUUAUAAAUGACUUAUAAGUCACUACGUUCUUAUAAAUGACUUAUAAGUCACUACGUUCUGUUCAUUUAAUAAUAUCUAAAUUAUAUUGAGCAUCUUUAUCAUCGUCAUUAACAGCCCAUAUUCGGCUCACUGUUGAGCACGAGUCUCCUCUUAGAAAUCUCCUUGAGUCCCCUUGAUCUUAGCUCAUCAUAUGCUCAUUAUUAGAAGUACAUAACAUGUAUAUACUUUUAAUAAUGAACAAAUUAUGAGACUAGAUAUUUUUAUAAUUCAAAAUAAUGUUGUUUUUUUUUUCAAAUUAAGUUACGUAGUAGUUAAAUGUUUAGAGAAUACGAUUUCUUCGUUAAUAUUUGGUGUUCCUUAUUUAUAAUAUAAGAAAAAGUAAAUAAAAAAAAAUGUAUUUCUAUUUAAACUAUAAGAAUUUAAUGUUAAGUAUGUAUGUAUAGUCAAGUAAAGAUUUUAUUUUUAUUUAAAAUGUACCUAUAGAUCGUUUUUGUAUCCAUAGAUUUUUUAAAUAAAUUAUUAUGUAUUUGUAGAUUAUACAUUUUCCGUUACUGUUUAUUAAUGUGAUCUAAUAUUCUAUUAAUGUGAAUUCAUACAUUUUAAGAAAUUACCAAAGCAGUCAGUCAGUCAGUCAGUCCAUUAAUAGUUUAUAUUUGGUAAAGUUAUCGGCAAAGAGAUCGUAUCAAAACGAUAUUCAUAUAUGGAUAUUGGAACCUGGUAAUAAAUAAAUUUGAAUAUAGGUAAAACGUUUUAUUCAUUGGUCCCAUUCAAUCAGCAGCGAAUUUAGAAAACUUUACAUACAAAAACACAAAUGUUAAAUAAAUUUCAUUUGUUUAGAAGUCGUAUAUACUCGUAUUACACAAAAAUCUAGUCAUUUAUUUAUUUGAAAUAUUAAUUAUUAUAGAAUUAUUAGAAUAAUCUGUAAGUAUUGAUCUGCAUCGAGCAGCCGGCACAGAUGGAUUUGAAAUGGUAGAACGGUUUAUAAUUGUUAGUGUCAUACAUUUUUCAUACAUUCCAUUAAUGUAUUAAAAUAGCCGAUAAAUUAAAUUGUAUUCGUCUCGCCAUAUCCGUAAUAUACUUGUGUUUCGAAUUAUAUAAAUUUAUACGAAAUGUAAUAUAAAAAUUGU
Bicyclus anynana (squinting bush brown) is the source of this 8774-nucleotide messenger RNA. Its product is annotated as ras-related protein Rap-2b. The coding region runs from base 107 to 955 and encodes 282 amino acids. The record is from RefSeq and is a predicted model, not a curated record. The transcript has 3 exons. Gene Ontology annotation, molecular function: GTPase activity; GTP binding. NCBI's taxonomy places the organism in Eukaryota, Metazoa, Arthropoda, Insecta, Lepidoptera, Nymphalidae.